AUGAAUUACUCAUUUUCCGUUCGUUUAGUAACAGCGCUGGCGCUGCUGCCCUUUGCGCAAGCAGCGAAGGAGGUCUUUGCUCACUUUAUUAAGGCUUCCAUCGAUGGCUUCGUUCUUAAUAUUGCUUCGCAAGACGAAAGCAACGCCAACUCCCUGGCCAAUGCCUUCCGAGCUGCCAAUGCUGUCAACUUCAAGCUGUUCUUCUCUUUUGACUAUAACGCACAAGCUCCUUGGUCCAAAGAUGCCGUAACCGCCCUGAUCAAUCGCUGGGCGGAUGAGCGCUCGUAUUUCAAGCCUGACAACACCUACCGACCUUUAGUUUCCACCUUCGAGGGACCUGAUUAUGCGGAAGACUGGCGCGAUAUCAAGGAUAAGACCAACUGUCUUUUUAUCCCAGACUGGUCUUCCCUCGGCGCUGCAAACGCAGCCACAAAGGCGGGUGGUGUUGUGGAUGGACUAUUCAGCUACGCUGCUUGGCCAAAGGGGCCUUCUGCCAUGACCACAGAAAUGGAUGAGCAGUAUCGGACCGCGUUAAAGGGUCGUCCUUACAUCAUGCCGGUCGCCGGGUGGUUCUACACCAACCUGCCCAGCUGGAACAAGAAUUGGCUCUGGAAGGGAGAUGAGCUUUGGGACACGCGCUGGCAGCAGAUAAUCGAAUUCCAGCCCGAAUUCGUGGAGAUUCUUACCUGGAACGACUACGGCGAAUCGCACUAUAUCGGCCCAGUCCGCGAGAAAUCGCUUGGGCUGUUUCGGAGUGCAAAUGCACCGCUCAACUAUGCCGAAAACAUGCCGCAUGACGGGUGGAGGAGAUUGUUGCCCUAUUAUAUUCAGCAGUACAAGCAAGGCAGCAAGGGCCUGUCGACCAAGCGGAUCCCUACCACCGUUGUCAAAACUCUGACCACUAUUGUCACCGCGCCAGCUCCAUCGCCGACGUCAACUGUCUUCAGAGCCGCGGAGCAGGUGGCACAGCAAGACUUCGCUGUGCCAGAAGAGGCGGUUGUAGCCUAUUAUCGUAUUAACCCAGCAAAUGCUUGUAACAACGGCAACACGACUGGCAAUGACCCGAAAUAUCAGGAGGUGUACGCACCAGAUGAGCUCCUGCAGGAUAACAUCUUCUUCACCGCCUUGUUGGCAGAGCCAGCCGAUAUCAGCGUUUCGAUCGGCGGGAAGGACCAGAAGGCCACCUUCUCGAAGACGCCGCAGAACGGCAGAGCAGGAAUUUACUCGGGCAAGGUGUUGUUCACCAACAGCAUGGGGGAUGUGGUGGUGUCGGUGUCGAGAACCCUGGAAGACGGGACAACGCAGCUAAUCGCGCAGGCGAAGGGAGGACCAGCUAUCACGACGGAAUGUGUGGGCGGAAUGGUGAAUUGGAACACAGCUGUUAUCAGCUCCUGAUAGAAGAGCUUAAUUGUUAUUAUCUUUGUAA
Molecule: messenger RNA, 1426 nt
Organism: Neurospora tetrasperma FGSC 2508
Lineage: Eukaryota; Fungi; Ascomycota; Sordariomycetes; Sordariales; Sordariaceae
Exons: 2
Coding region: 1-1395 (464 amino acids)
Biological process (GO): mating projection tip cell wall disassembly
Molecular function (GO): glucan endo-1,3-alpha-glucosidase activity
Source: RefSeq, a predicted model, not a curated record